CUAGGUUACCUGGUUCACAAUCCCACCAAAACCAAAGCCCCUGCGUACACUUUCCAAAGGGCCAAAGCUCCCGGCACAGACAGCUGCUCUCCGGGCCCUCGGUACUACGUCCAGCCCUCCAUCACCAGGAACGGGAAGUACGUGGCUCCGGCACAGCACAUGGGCGGACUUCCCAAGAUAACGACCGAGGUCACCCCUGGACCAAGUGACUACUCCACCGACAAGGCCAACCAACACCUCUACAAAUGCGCGCCGGCGCCGUCCAUGGCCUUCCGGCACAAGGCCAUCAAAACCAAUGAAACUCCAGGUCCUGGUACCUACACCCUGCCUAGGCUGGCGGGACCCAACACAGCCUACACCCAUGCCAGCCCAUGCUACUCCAUGAAAGGGAAGAGUAAGCACAAUGGCUUUGCUGAAGACCUCUCCAAGACGCCAGGUCCUGCUGCAUUCCCCAAGGUGGAAUUGGACAUCUACAAAAAAAGGGCUCCCAUGUACACAAAGGGAGCCAAAAGCAGAAUUGGAGGAGACAAAACAGUGAAGCCAGGACCGGCAGACUACUGCCUGGGAGAGGUGAGGCAGCCUGCCCGCCUCUCCUCCUCUGCUUUGCAACAACCAGCCCUUAAGCAUCUCCCCCUUCCAACAGGGCUUCUCAGAACUCAAGACCACCUUAAUGGAGUGACAAACUGCAGGACAGCAGGCCUGCUCCCUUACCUUGGCCCAAAGCCAAGAACACAUCUUUGCCUCUCCACUAGCUCAGAUGUUCAGUGCUGA
Molecule: messenger RNA, 771 nt
Organism: Haliaeetus leucocephalus (bald eagle)
Lineage: Eukaryota; Metazoa; Chordata; Aves; Accipitriformes; Accipitridae
Product: outer dense fiber protein 3-like
Exons: 4
Cellular component (GO): cytoskeleton
Source: RefSeq, a predicted model, not a curated record